AUGUUUGUUGUGCGGCCUCAGACCUUCAUCCCCACUCGAGCGCCGGCGACCGCCAACCGGACCUUUCUCUCGCCGGCAGUGAUACGGGGGCCGUCUCGGGGCGUCGUUAUCAUGAGCUGCUACCGCGUGACCGUGCUUCUGGUCGUGAUCUGUUACCUCACCGCGAGAGUCGCGCCCGUCGCGCCCACCAGCGCCGACCUCAGCCUGGCCGAGAGCCUGUACGCCCGCCUCUCCGGCGCAUGUAGGGCGAUCCUCGACCUCCAGUACAACUCGCUGAGCACCCAAAAUGAAAUACUGAAAACCAUGAAAAUCGUGCAGAUUACCGACGACGACGUGGUGAAAUCGUACCCGAUCGACGAGGCUUUUCGCGGGCUGACGCGGCCCGGCGAGUUCGACAUAGCGAGGCAGACGAAGGUGAUCAUCCACGGGUAUCGAGACCGCUCCCAGUCCGCGGUGUCCAUGGACGUGGCCGAGGCGUACGUCGCCAAGAAGUCUUUCAACGUACUGCUGGUCGACGCCGAGGAGAUGCUGAAUAAGCGAUACAUCCUGUCGGUGCACAACUCCCGCCUCAUGGGGAAGAGGCUCGCGAAUUUGCUCGCCAACCUGGAAAACUUCGGGGCUCACGCGAGCGACUUCCACCUGAUCGGAAUCAGCCUGGGGGCACACAUCGCUGGCUGGGCGGGGAAAUACUUUCACAGAUACAAGGGCACUACGCUCGGCCGGAUUACCGGGCUGGACCCCGCUGGACCAUGCUUCACGUACGCCUACCAGGAUCAGAGGCUGGACAAGAUGGACGCCGCGUAUGUCGACGUGCUCCACUCGAACAGACUGGUCCAGGGGGUGCUGGAGCCCCUCGGCCACGCUGACUUCUACAUCAACGGGGGCGGACCGCAGCAGCCCGGGUGCAUAAUGCCGUCCUGCAGCCACCUGCGAGCCGCCCAAAUUUACGCGGAGAGCAUUAAAAACCCUAAAUCGUUCGUGGCGAUUCAGUGCCAGAGUUGGCAGCAGUUCGAGUCAAACGCGUGUGCCGAUCAGCAGUACGCGGUGUUGGGUUACGGCUCCUCGGCGUCCACGCGCGGCCUCUACUACCUGCGGACGUCGGCUAGCCCGCCCUUCGCGCUCGGCAUGAACGGGACCAAGUUCGUCAACCUACAAUCUAGUGACAUGUGGCUUAAUAGUCUUAGUUUUAGUUAG
Molecule: messenger RNA, 1194 nt
Organism: Aricia agestis (brown argus)
Lineage: Eukaryota; Metazoa; Arthropoda; Insecta; Lepidoptera; Lycaenidae
Product: lipase member I-like
Exons: 2
Coding region: 1-1194 (397 amino acids)
Biological process (GO): lipid metabolic process
Molecular function (GO): lipase activity
Source: RefSeq, a predicted model, not a curated record